AUCAGGAAUUUGGUGCCUUCAAGCGGAAAAACAGACAUGAGAACAUUAAUGUUAGUGAACUCGAUGAUAGGCUCAAACAAGCAACCAUGGCACUUGCCAUGAGCAGUCUUGAAGAUGAAGAGGAAGCUGACCCGGAGAUAUACACACAAUUUGAAAAGUACUUUGACACAAAGAAGCCGGGCUCUAAAAAUACGGAUCCUUCAACAGAGCCGUUGAAGUCAAACAACAAUGACUACUUAUAUGCGGUCUACCAAAGUGAAGGAAUCAGGCCUUUCGAAGCUGAUUGCAGAGGAAAGUCCAUCAGAAAGUACAUGAAAGAACAUACCGGCUGGUCUGAUAAUUUAAUAGAAGACUGGGGUAAGAUGUUGACGCUUUCAAAUGAGAAGCAUGGAAUUCCUGCCGAUAUUAAGACUAAUAACGAUAAAUCCAAGUCUAAGCCUCAGGACAAGAAUGCCAAAAAGGCAAAUUAUCACUACAACGACAAGAACAAAGCUCAGAAGGCCAAUCAUAAUAGAAAGAGCCAGCAUAACAAGAAGAGCAAGCUCGAAACUGCUGGGUUAUAGAAUUAUAGGCAAUAUAUGUAGAUUAUUAGCUAUUGCAGCCAAAACUUUGAGAUAGUUGCGAU
This is a messenger RNA of Yamadazyma tenuis ATCC 10573, 625 nucleotides long. NCBI's taxonomy places the organism in Eukaryota, Fungi, Ascomycota, Pichiomycetes, Serinales, Debaryomycetaceae. The record is from RefSeq and is a predicted model, not a curated record.